CAGUUUACGUGAUAUAUAUUUUUUCUUUUAUUUAGGACACAUACUUAUCUCCGCUUAUCAUUCGCUUUGUUUGCUUUCACGCUCAGCUUGCGUAUCGUUCGCACAGAGUCUUCCACAAGUGGUGAAAGGAUUGCGUAGGAUUACUGCUGAAUAAAAAGAAGAAGUACGAAUAUUAUCAGACAUAACAGAGGAUACAAAUUUGAAGAUUUUAAUGUGAGAAGAUGUUGUACGAUGAAAGCAAUUUUACUAAUACAAGUGGAAGUAAUCCUGGCUCAAAUGAUCCGAAAUCAGGACUGUCGUACGUCGAAUUGGUUUUUAUAUGGAUGGCUGGCGUCUUCAUUAUCGCAGUAUGCAUCCGGUGCCUCUGGUACAGGUUGGUGUGGAUGUUGUCCUAUUGUGUACCUGUUCGCUUUCGACCCCGAAGGAGAUUAGUACCGACCAGCAAUCAUAGAAGUCAAAGAUUUGCGGAGGAUGGACACUUGCCCAUUAUCCGAAGAUUCAGCCGCUCGUCGACGGGUUCUUCAUCUUCCUCUUCUUCUUCUUCUUCUUUCGCUAACUUCUUCCGAAUAAUGCAAGGUUCCUCGGUCAGUAACUUGGACAUUCGCGAGAUUCUAAGGAGGUCUAUUCAAAGCCCAGCACGUUUAAAUAUUAUCAAAGAAGAGGUUCUUUUGUAUGGUCAUGACAUCGUUUUUCGUGAACUACUUAACUUACAACCCGAAAUAAACGGUACGAUGAUUCUGGAAGCCUGCCGACUAUUGGAAAUAUCGUCACUAGAAAAUGCGUCCAAUCAGCUGGAGUAUAUAAAACUGAUGGAAUUUAGGGAAACCAUGGAUGUUCGUUCCGUUGAUGGUUUAGGCAAUACGCCGUUGCAUUACGCUCUCGAGAGAAAUUACUACGAAGCUGCAAUUCUACUUCUCAAGGAAGGUAGUUACCUCGGUCAGGUGAACGAAUCCAACAACAUCGUUAUCGCAAAUAUUCCAGAAUUCAUAUUGUCUAGCUAUUUUAAUGACUGUAUUCAACUGAAGAAAGAAUGGACGGACGAGUGUACGAUCGAAUUCGACUAUCGUUGCUUGAUGCCGCACGAAAAUUUCAAUGAACAGCAAGAAAUUUCGCGAGCGACCUGUGAAAUGGAAGUAAUUUUGUAUAUCGCCAAUAACGACACUCUAAAACAUUUGUUGAGACAUCCGUUAAUCUCGUCCUUUCUCUACAUUAAAUGGUACAUGAUACGGAAUGUUUUGUACGUAAAUUUUGUUUUUUACACAAUGUUUUAUUUCUUCGUGAACGCCUACAUACUAAGCAUGACUUACGACAUAUCAAGUAGAAAUACGACACAGCAAGUAGCUAACGAUAGUUCCAAUACGGUGUAUGCAAGUACUUUCCUUACAUUGCAAAACAAUCUAUCGUGGGUUUUUGUCAUGGGGAUGUUGCUGCCCUUCACCUAUCGAGAGAUCUUGCAAUUUUACUCCUGUCCCAAACGCUACUUGGUAGAUUUGGAAAACUGGUCACAAGUUUUGCUAAUGGUACUGACUCUUGCACUGCUGUGCGGCGCAGGACGGCAAAUCGGAGUCAUGGUUAUCCUGCUGUCCACCUGGGAGCUAAUGACUCUGAUAAGCCAUCAUCUGUUUCCGUCCACUUGUAUCGAAAUGUUUCGAACUGUCUUCUUCAAUUUUGUUCGGUUUUUCUUCCCGUAUCUGAUUCUGAUCUUCGCAUUCACUCUAGCUUUCUACAUGCUCUUGAGGAAUGACGAUUUCUCUAAUCCCGGUUUUUCGCUUUUCAAAACCAUCAUUAUGUUCACCGGCGAGUUUGACGCCAAAGGCAUUUCUUUUUCUGCGUAUCCUGUUUGGAGCCGCAUUGUGUUCGUGCUGUUCAUCUUUCACAUAGUCAUCGUGCUGUUUAAUUUGCUUAAUGGUUUGGCAAUCAGCAACAUUGCCGAGAUUCUGAAUAAGGCCGAGAUUAUGGGACUAAUCUCCCGG
This is a messenger RNA of Temnothorax curvispinosus, 1973 nucleotides long. Its product is annotated as transient receptor potential cation channel protein painless-like. The record is from RefSeq and is a predicted model, not a curated record. The transcript is spliced from 5 exons. Gene Ontology annotation, molecular function: monoatomic ion channel activity; protein binding. Gene Ontology annotation, biological process: transmembrane transport; monoatomic ion transport. Gene Ontology annotation, cellular component: membrane. NCBI's taxonomy places the organism in Eukaryota, Metazoa, Arthropoda, Insecta, Hymenoptera, Formicidae. The annotation marks the transcript as partial.